CGCGCCCCGCCACCACACAUACAUCACACACACGCACGCGCGCGCGCGCACUAGACACAUUCCGCCGCGAACAGUUUAACGCAUUUUGUAUACGCAAGCCUAAUCGAAUUCAAUCCCAUUUAUUUUAUAUCCGUCUGAAAAUAGAAGGAAAUAAAGUGCAUUUUCGACAUCUUAUGCUAUUUUACUUUUGGAAAAAUGAAAACGCAAUACAGCGAGACAGUGAUUUUAUGAAAAUGCUGUAGGCGUGAUGACUGAAAGUACUGUUCGCAAGUGAUUCGAUUCAAAAAUGGUGAUUUUAACCUCAAAGAUCAGAAAUGCUCAGAUUCUAAUAUGAAUAAUAAUCAUAAAACUGAUGAGAUGUUUCAAGAAAAUACUCUAAUUUGCAAACAAAAACAAAAGAGGAAAAGAAAAUUUAGAAUCCAAGAAACUGUAGAUUCGCUAACACAAUUGAAGGAAGGCUGCAAUGAUAUUACUAUUGAUAAAAGUCUAUCAAGGGAUGAUUCAAAUGAGAAUGUAAAGAUUCCAAAGAAGUUAUCUAAAAGACAAUUAAAGAAACAGAAGGCUCUCCAAGUAGCAAUUCAGAAGAAAGAGUCUAGCAGAAUAAAUAUCAUGCAGAAGGCAUUGAGUUAUGUACACAGAUGGAAACAUUCUAAAAACGAAUGGAAAUUCGAAAAACUCAAACAGAUUUGGCUAAUAAAUAAUUUGUUAGAUGAGAAUUCCAUUUCUGAAACAUUUUUUCCUAUUGUUCUGGAAUACUUCAAAGAUUGCAGAGGCAAGGCACUAGAAAUACUAUUACAAAAGGCAGUAGAAAUGAUAAAGAAAGCUGAGAAAGAAGAAGAUGAAGAACAUAAAUGCAAAAUUAUGAAGUCAAUUGCUUAUAAGAGAGCAAGACAACUUUUGCAGACUUUACCAACCGAUAAAUAGUUUUAAUAAUAUGUUAAAGGAAAUAUUGAUAAAAUUGUUUAGAUUUCCUACAUCACAUCUAUAUAACGAUAUGUAAAAAGCCAACAGUUUGUAUAAAAGUUUUAUAUUUUCUGCAAUACAGUAAUAUAUAUCAACCA
This is a messenger RNA of Pogonomyrmex barbatus (red harvester ant), 1061 nucleotides long. RefSeq lists its product as uncharacterized. NCBI's taxonomy places the organism in Eukaryota, Metazoa, Arthropoda, Insecta, Hymenoptera, Formicidae. The record is from RefSeq and is a predicted model, not a curated record.